UGAGUUUUGUGUCAAUUCAUCGCUACUACCAAAAAGUGUCAUCUAUUAUAUUCUUAUCUUUACGUAGAAACUGCUGUCAUUUGCAAUAAUAGGCAGCAUUGUCAAAGCUAUGGAAACUUCUGACUCUAAAGGAGGAACUGCAAUUCAAAAGCUUAUCGAAUCGCUAAUCAAAAAACGGGCAAACUUAAAGGACUGGAUACAAAAAGCAAGGGACUUCUAUAGGGUUCGGGAUUUGGAAAGUUUCGAAGAGCUCUUGCAAAGUGCAAUCACCCAUGGCUACAAGACUUAUGCGGGAUACAAGGAUGAUCUACUUAAAAUUUAUACGAUGCUUGCAGGCCACUUCGUACGUCUUAUCAGCAAGUCGCUGGGAGGGCCGCACUCAGAGUGGCAGGCGAAAUUGUCGAGCAUUGUAUUGGCAAUGGAUGAGUUGAAAAUAGGACCCACAGAUGCUCAAUUUCUGUUGUGCCGCGGAUUUGAUCUAAUGGUGACCAACACACGGUUAGCCGAAGCAGACCAAUGCUUUGCAACCGUUCUCCAACGAAUACCACACAAUGUGGCGGCGCUCCUAGGACGCAGUUGCUUGGCAUACCAGCGCCAGGAUUAUCGUUUGGCGUUGGGUCACAUAAAGAGCGUAUUCUACAACUUCCCACAAGGACCCGCUGAUGUGCGCGUUGCUAUGGGUCAUUGCUUUCUGAAAAUAGGCAACUUUGACAGUGCUCGUCGUGCCUUUGAGGUGGCAGUGUCCAGCAAUGGACAUAGUUUGAAUGCUCUGCUUGGCAUUGCCCACUUGAAGCUUCGCAAGAGACAACAGGCGGCUACCAAGGAUGCCGUAAAUUUGCUAUGUGCCGCAUUUGAAAUGGACUAUCAACACCCUCUCGUGCUCACGUGGCUGGCCGCUCAUUUUUACUACUCCCACGACUAUGACAAGAUGAAAUCAGCGGCUGGAACUGCAUAUCGACUCACAGACAAUCCACAGCUGAAGGCACAAAACUGCUUUCAAAUUGCACGCGGCUUGCACGUGAAUCGGAACUAUGAAGACGCAUUUGCCUUUUAUAGAAAAGCAGUGACGCAUUCUCCCGCCGGCUAUGUGUUGCCCUAUCUGGGACUGGCACAAAUGUGCGUACGACUCAAUCGUCUUGAUGAGGCAGAAGUUGCAUUACGCACGCUCCUGAGAGCGCUACCUCAACAGACGCAGGCAUUGCGCAUGCUGGCUGCACUUUACGCUCAACGGGAGGAUCCAGCUGCGCAGGACAUGGCAAUACAGUUGUUCAGAAAGGCACAGCGAGAGGAUGACUACUGCAGCCACCUCAGCUUGGCAGACAUCUAUCAGCGCAAGCAACUUUGGCAAGACGCCAUCGAUUGCUAUGACAAGGCAAUGAGCACUCAUCGACGUCUGCACAGCACACACAAUUUACCCAUUAAUUGGCUGAACAAUGUUGCUGCUCUUCAGAUGCAUUCGAACCAACCGAAAGCUGCGCUGCGUACUUUGGACAAAGCUCUGGCAAUGCGAGAUGAUGCGUCCCAAGAGCAUUGGCAGAGCAACAUGCUCACGCUGAGAUUUAACAGAGCACGUGUGCUGGAGGCGCUGCAUUUGGACGAACAGGCUGCCCAAAGCUACACUCAAUUGAUUUCCGAGUAUCCAAGUUAUUGCGACAGCUAUGUGCGAUUGGGCCACAUGGCCAUCAAACGCAAUCUAAUCAACGCUUUCGAAAAUGAUAAAGUCCCCGACUUUGAUCUACCUGACGAAAUCUUAGAUAUGCUCACUCAGCAUUUGAAGAAUAGCAAAGGUCCAUUGCCGUGGCUAAUUUAUGCUUUUCAAAAAAAUGAACGUAAUGUGUGGGCAGCAAAUGGACUUGGUGUUGUGCUUUGUAUAACCAACCAAGUGAAGCAGGGCCAGACAAUAUUCCGGAGAAUUGUUAAGUCGGGCAACAAAUGUCCCGAAGCAAUAUUAAAUUACGCUAAUGUAGCUCUCGAGUUGAAUAAUUAUAAAAAGGCAAUUGCUAGAUAUUUGAAUUGUUUGCAAUUGCUACCACAAAACUAUCACGCCAGAGUGAUGCAUUUUCUGGCAAAAACUUAUUUUCAAACUGGACAAGUCAGCGAGUCAAAGCAAAUGCUCCUUAAGUCUCGUCAUUUGGCACCCCAUAAAAUGAUGCUGCUUUAUAAUCUCUCCAUAACAAUCAAACAAGAAUGUGGCCUCGUAUUCGCCAGCAAAUCUCCUGAGACAGAAGAAUUCAAGCGAGCCAAGCGAGAUAUAAAGCAGGCCAAUCGCUUCUUUGAGUAUUUGGGUAACGUGGAUGAAUCCUUUCAUUUGGCCAAAAGGCUGGCGAGGAAAUGUAAACUUCUGCGAUUCCAUGAAUGGAAGAACGAAGAUAAUAAUAUUGAUGAGGAACCGCCUGUUAAACGUAGAAAAGAAAUGGAUAGAGAAAAGGAAAACUCAAAUUCUGCUAAAGAUUGGGUAGGAAAGAAGAAGAAUAAUCGUGGGAAAGAAAUUGAGAAGGGAAAGUGUGAAGAAUAUAAUCAGAAAUCGGAGAAAUCGUUAGAAAAACUGUUUCGAAUGGAUGGAAAUGAAAACGCAACGGAAUAUAAAAACAGUGCUAAAUCUGUGAGAAAAUCAAUGGAAGGCAAAAAGAAUCGUAAGAAUAAGACUGAUCGCAAGAAUAAGACUGAUCGCAACAACAUGAACACUGAUUAAAUUAAGUAUUCAAGUAAUGAUUUAAUGUUGUUGUAUUUUGUCGAAGUCACAAAUAAAGCAAUGACAUUUGAUGUCCAGCAAAUGUUGUCAUUUGCACUC
This is a messenger RNA of Drosophila albomicans, 2791 nucleotides long. RefSeq names its product RNA polymerase-associated protein CTR9 homolog. Gene Ontology annotation, biological process: regulation of DNA-templated transcription. Gene Ontology annotation, molecular function: RNA polymerase II complex binding. The record is from RefSeq and is a predicted model, not a curated record. Lineage: Eukaryota; Metazoa; Arthropoda; Insecta; Diptera; Drosophilidae. The transcript is spliced from 5 exons. Gene Ontology annotation, cellular component: Cdc73/Paf1 complex. Bases 110 to 2692 code for a protein of 860 amino acids.